GAUGAUCAGACAAUGAAUAACGCACAAAUAUAUUUCUAAAAUAUUCAUAAAUAUUGUUAUUUUGCAGUGUUGCACCUAAAAAUCGCAAUAUGGUGUAUGAAAUUCAAGCCUCUUUUAAUUAUCUAAAAAUAAGUACAUGUUUAAUUACCUAUUAGUAUAACAAUGAGGCGACUGCAGUGUAGUAAAUCGAAGAGAAAGUAUCUCAAAAUAUAGUUACGGGUCGAUAUGAGUAUGUCUGUCACAGAUUUAUCCGUCGGAUGCCGUUUCGCGGACUACUUUGCAAUAUGUGGAUUGGAUUUCGAUUCUGGACUAGAGACAGAUCGACUUUCAGGUGACAACUUACACAUCUCACCCUUAGAUCGAUCAUAUAAAGGAAAGGUAUUAGCACAUUACCCAGAUAAUAUACAAACAAAUCUGUUUGAUGAACAUGCUGUUUCUAUGCUCUGUCUGCCAGCUGGUCUCCAAUUUCGCACCCAAAAACAUUCGUUGGAACCAAAGUUUCACAGCUUUGUGGUUACAAGAGAAAAUGCCUCACGUUACUAUGGAUUUAGUCUUAUAUUUUAUGAAGAAGUUCGAAAUAAAAACAUAUGCAGCGCCAUGCAUACAUUGCAGGCGAUGUAUAUAACAGAGCUUUCAAGCGGCCAAACACCCCCUGGCCAUAGAAAGAACUCUGUAAAGGAGAGCUCUAGAUCACUACCUCGGUCUUUCAAACUGGCUCCACACACCGGGGCUGCUCUCACAUAUUUUGAUAUUACCAAAGACAAACUAUAUGUUGCCAAAAGUGUCGCUCUUAUUUGCCAAUACCCCUUUGUGAGGGUGGCACAGCUGUUUUUAGAAAAUUUAUUUAGGUCAUUACCAAGGCAGCCCGGGCCAGGUUUAAGUCCAGAAUCAUAUGUUUACAAUCUGUUAUAUGAGGUGCCAGUCCCAUUACCAGGACAGGCCCUACGUCUAUAUGUACCACCAUCGGAACCACACCUCAAACCUAUUCCUGUUGUUAUACGAAUGCCUAACCCACCAGAGGAGUUACCAUUACUUGAUUAUCCAUUGCGUGUGAUGUUCAAUUUGUUGGGCGUUGAAUGUGUCGUGCAAUUGUUUUCCUGUGUGCUCUUAGAACACCAAGUGUUACUUAAGUCUAGUGAUUAUAAUAAGCUAAUGCUAGUCGCAGAAUGUAUAGUGUCGCUUUUAUUACCAUUCUCGUGGGCGCACGUCUACGUGCCAAUAUUGCCAGCACCAUUAUUUCAUUUUCUUGAUGCACCCGUUCCAUUCGUAAUGGGUGUUCAUUCAGAUGGAACAGCCGUCUUAGGACCCAACAGUCCGAGGAAUAUUGCCUUAGGGUCUGAAGCCGCAUUAUGCCUCGUGGAUAUUGAUAAACCCGAUAUACAACUACCCGAAGAACUGCCAAUAUUCCCACAUAGGACACCAUUUGUUGAGGAAAUAAACCAUGUGUUAGAUAAGCAUCAGAUACAAAGACCUGAAACCGAGCCUACCAAACUAGGAGCUGUGUUGAAUGGAUACUCUUACAAACACAACGCGAAUGACGGAAUGAGCAGCAGUUGUACGCUACCAUCAGGUGGUCUCCGCCGGAAGCACUCCUUCCACGAUGUUCUGGACUGGGAUGAGAGUCGUCCGUUGAAUGCGUCUCCGCCUGCGUCACCCACCCGCUCUCCCAUACACCCGCGACGCAUUGACGCCCUCCAGAGAAUUGUCGAUAUUGUUAAACGGACUGGUGUGAACAUUGAUGACGUGGAUGCGGAUACAGUGAUGCCAACGACGAAAAAGAAAAUAAUGAAUGACGAGGAGCAGUAUAACGAAGAUAUACGAUUCAACAUCGCCAUUAGGGAAACGUUUCUCAAUAGAUUUGUGCAUAUGUUUCUGAUGUAUGAAAACUUCGUUAUAAUGCCAGAUCAGGAUCGCGAAUCGUGGUUAUCCUCUCGGGAGUCGAUGGUGAAUUUCGACAAAGCUUCCUUCCUCUCCGAUCAGCCACAACGUCACCGGCCGUUUCUAUCACGUUUUCUCGAAACACAAAUGUUUGCGACGCUCGUCGACAACAAGAUCAUGGCGAAUUGGGGCGAGUACGAUGCUAACCUUCAGGUCUUCGAGCAUAGAAUUAAAAUCGUCAGACGACGGCUGGGUGAAGGGGGACUCGCGACACGCGGUUACAGCGUGUGGGCUGGCCCGGGUGUGAACGCCCAUAGCGUAUGGAGUCCCGCCGAGCUAGAGGUGGCCGCUCCCGGCGAGCGGCUCCCUCACCGCGCGGCUUAUUACCGCGCGUUUCCGGCGCGUUUAGACGCCUCAGCGUUAGCGCCGCCGCCUACCUCGGACCGAAGAACGAAUAGUUUGAAACGCAUAAAGAACGCAAAGUGGCAAGUGAAGGAUUGUCCACCGGAGCUGUUGCUCGGUGAUAUCGGGAGACGACUGUCCACAGAGGUGACGCCUGCUGCUAUAGCGCAGAAUCACAGGGCGUUCGUUGAGAAAUUACUAAAGGAAUGCAAAAGCAAGACGAAAAGGAUGCUGCUUGAAAAGAUGGGCACAGAAGAAAGUGAUUUAGGUCUAGGACCAGAGGUUUCGAUAACCGGAGUAGAGGAAAACACGAUGAUAGCGUCUCUGUGUGACCUGCUGGAGAGAAUGUGGUCGCAUGGAGUUCAGCAUAAGAUGGGGAAGUCGGCGCUAUGGAUGCAUCUGUUAAAUUAUCAGGAGUUAGAGCAGUGCAGCAACUCAACGCAACCAAUUGACCCAAAUUAUCUCACACCAGCAUUAGCUUGGUGUGUUUUACGGAAGAGACUGGAUUAUCUGUCAUCAGUGGGCGCGGAAGUUGAGGCCCAGCAGAGUGCAGCCGCGAACCGUUCCCGAGAUAGUUCCCGGGGCGGGUCUCGAGACAGCUCUCGGGAUAGACUCAGCAACUCAAGCACUUUGGAACGGAGAUCUUCGCAACCGACUAACCCUUUACGGCCGCUACCAGAAAAUCUCACCUUUGACAUGAGAAACGUCCAAGCAAUGACUGAUAUCAAGACAGAGAUUGGUUACGCCCGGGCGUGGGUGAGACUCUCACUUGAAAAGAAAUUGCUCUCCAAACAUCUGAGGGAGCUUCUAUCUGACACCACCUUGUUGCGGUCGCAGUACAAGAGGACGGCUUUCUUGCGGUGCGAGGAGGAGAGAGAACAGUUUCUCUAUCACUUGUUAACUUUAAAUGCUGUGGAUUAUAAUUGUUUCACGAACACUUAUCCUACUACAAAACUGCCGUAUAGAGUGUUCAUUGUCCCUUCUCGUAAAGCGAGUCAAACAACAGCCAACUGUUGGCUAUCCAUAUCCGGAGCGAACGGGGAGUCCACACCAAAGAUACCAAUACCACGGAACACCAAUGAGUUUGUAUUUCACCAUAAAAACUUGGGCGUCCUGUCCACUCUGCGCAUUGGUCACGAUAACUCCGGCUUGUCUCCGCGAUGGCUGCUGGAUCAUAUUUAUGCGAGGAAUGAGGUCACUGGACGCACAUAUUUUUUCCCGUGCAACCGCUGGUUUGGUACGGGCGUAGACGACGGGUCCACAGAGCGAGUGCUGGUGGCGGCCAGGUCCCGCCCCGAGCGACCGUCGCGACUCUCCGAGCAGGCGCAACUGUCACAGUCACACAACGCCCUGUCGCCCACUACCACGCAUCUCUCUACAUCUACCAUCCAGCACAUGAUAGGUGACUGUGUCAACGCUAUAGUGAAAUGGCACUACCAGACCAAACGCGAAAAGGACGCAAAUUCUUUGAGCGUGCUGCUGUGCGGAGAAAAUGGUCUGGUGAAAUGUCUAGAACAGGCGUUUUUGUGUGGCUUUAAGUCUGCCCGACUGUUUGGAAAGAAUCUCUUUAUUUGGGACUAUUUUACGCGAGUAAAGGACGAGUUCAAGAUGAGUCUAUGCGACGAAGGGAAUAUUCAAGCGAACAAGGGCUGUGGUGUAUCGUACAACUGCAGACAGGACCAGGAACACAGGGCUAUAUGGAGGUGCUAUUGCCAUCUGAUGGACGAGAUCAACUCUGUGGGACGGACGCUCGGGAAGGACGGAAAGUUUCAACUGUUCGUUUGUCUAAGUCUGCGAGAACACUGGCUUCACAGAAUGCUCGUACCGAUGUCGAUGACCCGCGUCACCGUCGAGAUGUACGAAGAGCAAAGUUUCCUCCGCAAACGCGGCUUACUGACAUUCCUGAAACAAAUACUGGAACCGCUCGACGAGUUCGACAUCGUUCUCGAAAAUUCUCUCACUCAAGGCAUAUAGAGUUGCGUGACCCUAGAACUAUUAUAUUUUCUUAUCUAGUAUUUAUGUAGCGUACUAUUCGUGAUUGAUGUAGAUUUGAUGUGAUUUAAAUCAUUAAUUUGGUGAUGUUCUAAAGAAUACUCUUAAGAAAUCCAGUCUCUGAAAUACUCAUAGUGUUAAGAAGUACAUAUUUUGUCUUUAAGUGUUAUUUUUAUUGAAGUAGGCGUUACUUUGCGGAAAUCCAGAAUUAUCCAAAUGUUUUAAGUUUUCUUUUUAAACAAUUCGACACGUGUUUCGCCUGUGUUUUAUUAU
Molecule: messenger RNA, 4545 nt
Organism: Leptidea sinapis
Lineage: Eukaryota; Metazoa; Arthropoda; Insecta; Lepidoptera; Pieridae
Gene: pns
Product: DENN domain-containing protein 5A
Exons: 24
Coding region: 226-4254 (1342 amino acids)
Molecular function (GO): small GTPase binding; guanyl-nucleotide exchange factor activity
Source: RefSeq, a predicted model, not a curated record